Molecule: messenger RNA, 1569 nt
Organism: Aspergillus steynii IBT 23096
Lineage: Eukaryota; Fungi; Ascomycota; Eurotiomycetes; Eurotiales; Aspergillaceae
Exons: 7
Coding region: 1-1569 (522 amino acids)
Biological process (GO): cytoplasmic stress granule assembly; P-body assembly
Cellular component (GO): P-body
Molecular function (GO): mRNA binding
Source: RefSeq, a predicted model, not a curated record
AUGGAUAUGAACCAUUUAAUAGGUCAGCGGUUCAACCUGAUCUCCAAGAGUGACAUUCGCUAUGUUGGUACUUUACACGAGAUCAACCCCGAGGCUUCAACAAUAGCCCUCGAGAAUGUCGUCUCUUUCGGCACUGAAGGCCGACGCGGUAACCCCGCCGAGGAAAUCCCCCCUUCGUCCAGCAUCUACGAAUACAUUGUGUUCCGUGGUAGCGAUGUGAAGGACAUUAGUGUCGCCGAGGAGAAGGAAGCCCCACAGCCUGAGCCUCCUCAGGUGCCUGAUGAUCCUGCUAUUCUUGGAAGCAUGUCACGACCUGGACCGGGACCAGGACAAGCACAAGGACCGCCAGGACCACCAGGACCGGGUCCUCAGGGACUUCCUCCUCAUUCCCAACCCCCUCAACAGCCCGGGGCACCUCGCCCGGUUCCUCCUGGCUAUCCUCAACCUCCCCAGUUCCAAGGAUUCUACCCACCCUAUGGACAACGGUUUGGAGCGCCUGGAUUUCCUCCCGGACCGGGAUUCCCCAACAUGCCGUACGGCGCCCCGCCGGGAUGGUUCCCCCCCUCCGGGUCAAGGCUUCCCCCAGGGUCCUGGCCAGUUCCCACCUCAGAUGCCUAUCGGUCCUCCUGGUCAACAUCAGACACCCCCUCCUCAGCGGCAAGGACCUGUCCCCCGACAAGCCUGUUGAGCAAGCCUGCGAGCCGUGAUGCCACUCCUGGACCCGGCGCACCGGCGCAGGUUGCUCCUACUCCCCCUGUUGAGUCCAAGCCUUCAGGGCGAGGCCGUACAGGCAUCUGCGGGACCUGCCCAAGGCCCACCCGCCGGACUGAACAAGGUCCCCCGACCGGCCCACGGAAUGGUCGCGUGCAGCCGGCGAUUCCCAUCGCGGCUCCUAAGGCGCCUGCUCCCAGGCCGCGGAUUACCGAAGCUUACCGGGCGGCCACUGCUGCGGUUGCAGCCGCCAUGGCCAAGCUGCCUCAGCCUGGUCCCCAGCAGAAGUCGGGAGCUGCGCCCGUCGAUAACCUGACGCGGCAGAUGGCUGAAAUGAAGCCUUACGAUGGCACUCGACCUCAGCGUGGUCAUCAUCAGCACCCUCGCGGCGGACGCGGUGGCCAGCGCACCCAAUACCAGGGACACAAGAAGGUCGAAGACCUGCUCAAGGAAGCCAUUGCCACUGGUUCCCCGGUCCACGAGGUUGAGCCUCAAUUCCCGGACGGCGACGUAUCGGAAGUUGCCAGUGCUGGUGGAGCCAGCGAUGCCACUCCCUACAACAAGUCCAGCUCAUUCUUUGACAACAUCUCGAGCGAGGCUCGCGACCGCGAAGAAGGAGCUGGCGGCCGCGUCGGUGGCCGUGAAUGGCGCGGUGAAGAAGAGAAGCGCAACAUCGAAACCUUCGGUCAGGGCAGCGUCGACGGCUAUCGCGGUGGCUACCGUGGCCGUGGCCGCGGCCGUGGCUAUGGUCGUGGACGUGGUGGUUACAACCGCGGCUACGGUGGUCGUGGACGCGGCGGCGGCAUCCGAGGUGGCCGCAAUGUCUCUCAGUCCACCGGAGUUCCCACGCAGACCUAA